ACUUGAUCUCAGUUUUCUGGUCUCUGGUUGAAGGAUCAGGGAUCAGAGACCUCCAUCAUGGCUAUCGCUGACCAGCUGCUGGAGCAGAUGUUCUCCUGGCUCGAGCAGAGGGAGCGCUGUGCAGAGAAACUGAGGAAACUGGCCAAGGAGCUGGAGUCACUCAGGGAGAAUUGUAAUGCUGCAGAAUGUGCUGGAAGCACAUAUGCUGUGGUUGGAGCAUUAUCUCUGAUCGGGGCCGGCAUGGCCACUUUGUUCACCGGCGGAGCAGCUGCUCCACUUUUAGGUGUGACAGGAGCAGUGUUUUCAGGUGCAGGUGUCACCAUAUCUGUGGCUUCUAAAAUCAUUGAGGGUUUCUCAUCCAGCGACACCAUGAAAGAUGCGCAGAGGAUAGAAGAGAAGAGCAACGAGGUUGCAGAAGAAAUCCAGAGACUGUUUGAGAGACUGAGGGCGAACAGUUCCUCUGCAGAUCCGGAUGAAGUGGACCGACACGUCAUGACUGAAAUUCUGAGAGCCAUGGCCAGACGCAAUGGACUGGAGGGGCAAAUAAACACCCAGACUUUUUUUGAUAAUAUACACAUGAGGUUUAACCUGAGCUUCUCGAAUUCUGAACUGACAAUUGGACUUGCUGGUAUUUUAAGUUUUUUCACAUUGAAAACUAUUGGGAAUGAAUUUAAACAUUUGUUUGAUAAAGGAGCCAACGAACUGAUCAAACAAGUGGCUAAAACUGGGUUUAAAAACGUCCUUAAAGGAGGAGCCAAGGUUGUGGGAGGAGCUGUCGGACUGGCGUUUGAACUUCCUGAGGCGAUCGACAACUGGAAAGACCUGAUCGAAAAGAAUCAUGUGACUAAAGCCAGCCAAUCACUGAGAGAUACAGCUGACGCCAUUCUAGAGACCUGCCGGAAACUGAGGGAACAGUUUGACAACAUCAGGAGGAUGUUUGAAGAGAUGGCUAAAAGUAAAAGAGAACUUACUUCACAGCAUGUUGUACCUCAGCAAGAACCACAGGAAGACAUGACACCUAUGCAGAACACAUGGCCAAAUAAGAGCUGA
Morone saxatilis (striped sea-bass) is the source of this 1050-nucleotide messenger RNA. RefSeq lists its product as uncharacterized. Gene Ontology annotation, cellular component: extracellular region. Gene Ontology annotation, molecular function: lipid binding. NCBI's taxonomy places the organism in Eukaryota, Metazoa, Chordata, Actinopteri, Moronidae. The coding region runs from base 58 to 1050 and encodes 330 amino acids. The transcript has 4 exons. The record is from RefSeq and is a predicted model, not a curated record. Gene Ontology annotation, biological process: lipid transport; lipoprotein metabolic process.